Molecule: messenger RNA, 1705 nt
Organism: Phytophthora nicotianae INRA-310
Lineage: Eukaryota; Oomycota; Peronosporomycetes; Peronosporales; Peronosporaceae
Exons: 1
Coding region: 31-1545 (504 amino acids)
Biological process (GO): transmembrane transport
Molecular function (GO): transmembrane transporter activity
Source: RefSeq, a predicted model, not a curated record
GUCCCGACAACCAACAAGCCAACUUACGCCAUGCGGUACCAAGCUGUCGAGUCACCAAAUGCACAGCAGGACUCACUUCCAGUUCCUCCUCGCAAGGUUCUGCAUUCCAUUGAUGCUCGGCUGAAUGCUCUAGAGCCUCGUUUAUCAUGGUUCUACGCUCGCCUAUUACUACUCACGGGUGUAAGCUGGGCGAUUCAAGCGGCUGAACUCGUUCUGUUCGACUUCACGCGAGUGCUCGUUGCCAAUGACAUCGGAAUGUCGACACUGGUCCUCCAAGUCUAUGCGGCCAGCAUCUUCAUGGGGUCAAUAGCCGGAGGCCCGAUCUUCGGUCACAUCGCGGACCAGUUUGGCCGUCGGAUAGCCAUUGUGAUUGCAAUGGUGUUUUCGUUGGGAGGCCUUGCAGUAUCGGCUCGUGCAAACGCUGGGAACAUAUUGAUUGUUGGUCGCAUAGUUACUGGUCUUGGCUUCGGUGGACAGCUCACCUCGACGGUUGUUCUGGUUCGCGAAUUGGCUCCUCGGUCCAUGAGUGGACGCGUCGUGUCAUUACUCGACGCGUUCACGGGGAUUGGCGGUUUGAUCGGUGUAGCGUUGGCUUUUGCUGUGGCCCCACGGUUGGGAUGGCGCACUACAUAUCUCGCCGCGUGUGGACUUGUGCUGUACGCAAUAGUGUUGCGCUUCACUGUUCCAGAAUCACCGCGUUGGCUGGCUAGUGUCGGACGCACGGAAGAAGCUUGUGCUAUUGUGGAAAAGAUCGAACACUUGCACGGCAUUCAGGCGUCUGGUGAUAACACGCAGAAGACAGAGCUCGAAUUUACGUCUGCUCUGGAAUCUCCAUCAUCGUCAUCGGCGAAGACUCCGCUCCUCAAGCGGUUGAUCUCCACGCUCGUGCUGUGGAUCUUGUGGAUCGCUAUGACCUUGUCGUCCUACACACUGGGCAUCUACGUUCCUACGCUUAUCAGCCUCAGUGGCUACAACGUCUUUGCAAGCUGGUGCACCAUUGGUGGGCUGAAAAUCGCUCAAACGGUUGGUUCGGUCGCAGCAGCAACAGCGUUGGACUCGUACGGCUUUCACCGCUGCUUCGCUAUCUUUGCAACUUUGGUUACUAUCUUCUCGGUUGUAUUGAGCUAUGUCACUUGGUCGCAUGCGGUAGUCACUGCCAUUACCUUCGUGGUGACUGCUCUGCUGUCUGCAUGCUGGAGUUGCGUUCUGGCGUAUACCCCAGGACACUUCACGACAACCCAUCGCGGGCGUGGAGUGGGGUACGCUGUUGGGGUCAGUCGUUUGGCUGCCGUCGGAGGGUGUUACCUGUACCCUCAUAUGUUCAACGUGUGGGUUCUAUCCGUGCCUGUGCUGUGUUGGAUCUUUGGUGGCGUAUUGACAAUUGUCGCUGUUGGCUUUUCACCUCGCUUCGGUUACCAGCUCCUGGAGCAAGAAGAUGACACAGACUCUUGCGCAUGGACAUCGGCAGCUGACCUGGAGAAUGGAAUGUCUAGUGCUAGUGAAGAGCGCUCAAAUGGAGCUAGCGCCGCCGAAGAGAGUAGAUGAACACCUAUUAGAUAAAAUAAAGAGAAACUGUAAGUAGUGUUAGCAAUGCACAAGUGAACAGAGCUUUGACGUGGUACUACAAAAUGCACGAAAAAUCAGAAACGGAAAAAUAACUGUGCGACAUAAUUUAGGCCAAGAAAAACCUUCAUCAAAAAAUACA